Molecule: messenger RNA, 3940 nt
Organism: Caenorhabditis angaria
Lineage: Eukaryota; Metazoa; Nematoda; Chromadorea; Rhabditida; Rhabditidae
Source: the annotation of a GenBank genome assembly
AUGUCGAAUAUUUUGAUAAUUGGAAACGGAGGUCGGGAAAAUGCUCUGGCUUGGAAGAUUUUGCAAUCUGAAAAUCUUGGUGAACUUUUUGUUGCUCCUGGAAAUGCCGGAACUCAAGGACACAAUAUUGGUAUGUUUUUCAAGGAAAGAAUUUUGAACAAGUUUAAAUUUUAAUCCCGGUUUUCAAAAUAAAAAAAAAUCUUCAAUCUUCAGAUCUCGACAUCACAAACUUCCCAGUCAUCUCUGAAUUCUGCAAACUUCACCAAAUCACUUUGGUUAUUAUUGGUCCAGAAGUUCCACUUUCCGAAGGCAUAACUGAUUUUCUGACUGCUGAAAUCGAAUCAAUCAAAAUAUUUGGUCCUACAAAAACUGGAGCACUUUUGGAGUCUUCAAAAAUCUAUUCGAAAAAUUUCAUGAGAGAGUUUCAAAUUCCAACAGCAGAUUUUCAUGUUAUUCAAAAUCAAGAAGAACUUGACAACUUUUUUGAAAAGUGAGAUUUAUAAAGAAUUUGAGUGUUUCAUCAAUCAAUCAAUACAUUUUCAGAGAGAACCUUUGGGGUUCUGAAAUUGUCAUCAAGGCUGAUGGUCUAGCAUCCGGAAAAGGCGUAAUUAUUCCGGAUUCUGAAGCGGAGGCUAAACAUUUGGCAACUUCUAUGCUGAAUGGAACACUGGUUGGUGAUUCAGGAAAACAAUUAUUGAUUGAAAGAAAGUUGGAGGGAUAUGAAGUUUCGGUAAGUCUCCGUGAGAAUUUUUAUUUGAAACAUACAUUGUAUGUACAUAGUUUUUCAGGCGUUGGCAUUUGUAGAUGGUGUGACAUUUUCAAGAAUGCCGUUAGUUAGAGAUCACAAAAGACUUUUGGAGAAUGAUUUGGGACCUAACACAGGUUCUUAUUUCAAAUUCAAAAUCUUCAAAUAGUUUUAAUAAAAGUUAUUUCUAGGUGGAAUGGGAGUGAUUGCUCCAGUUUAUGUGCCAAAAUCAAUCGAUUCUCAAAUUGAUGAAGUUUUUCGAAAAACUUUGGAAGGUCUAAGGAAGAGAGGAAUAAAUUAUUGUGGAGUACUGUAUGCUGGAUUUCUAGUAACUUCAGAUGAUGUUGCGAAUCUUCUUGAAUUUAAUUGUCGAUUCGGCGACCCGGAAACACAGGUGAGUUUUGGUUAUCGAAGCGAUUCUUUCGAUAAAAUCAACUGCUCAUGUGUUUUGAAUUGUUUUCCACUCAAUCCCAAAGUCAGAAAACUAGACUAGUUAAUUUUAGAUCUUGAUGCGAUUGUUGGAAACCGAUUUACUAGAUGCUAUGCAUAAUUGUGUCGCUCGAAAAUUAUCUCAAACCGAAAUCACAUGGUCAAAUAACUUUGGAUGUGGAGUUGUUUUGGCGACUAGAAACUAUCCGAAAUCGGGAGAAAUUGGAACAGAAGUUGAAUGUGAGCAGAAUUGGAAGGGGUGAAUUAGGAAUCGGGUCAGGGAAUUUUAGUUUGAGCUCUGAUAUCGGCUCGAUUUUUAUUGAUAUGAAUUAUGAGAUGUCUGUAGUGGAUUAGAACUUUCAAAUUGUAGAAAUCGCACAAUUCUGUAUCAGACCAAAAAUCGAGAUAAGUGUGGAAAUCCUGAAAAUCUGAUUUUGGGUCCCGAAAAAUGUCGGAUGUUGAAAUUCGUUUUGAAAAAAUCUACAAGUCUGAAAAGAAUUUUUUACUGUUUGUCUUGAAAACCCUUGAUUUUCUCGAAAACCCUCUAUUUUCAUACAAAAUUCCCAUUUUUCCAGAUCUUCCAGAAAACACAAAUUCCACAGUAAUCUUCCACGCUGGCACCCAGAUCUCUCCUUCCACCAAGAAACUCGAAACCUCCGGAGGUCGCAUUUUUUGCGUCACAUCCAUUACCAACACAUUGAAUGAUGCUAGAAACAUCGCGAAUAGCGCCGCAGAUUCAAUAAAAUUCCGAGGAAAACAGUGGCGAAAAGAUAUUGGUGUGAAAAAUAAGCGAAAUACCUUGUCAUAUGGUGCAAGCGGUGUGAAUAUUGAUGAAGGAAAUCAAUUUGUGGAGGAUAUUAAAAGUCUUGUGAAGAAAACGUUGAAGCCUGGAGCGGGACAGGUUUGUUUUUGUUUUUGAAUCAAUAAAAUUGGCGGGUACCCGGGUACCCGCCAAUUUUAUUGAUUCUUUAUUCCAUAGAUCAAAAAAAAUAGAUUUCACAAAAAUACUAUCACUCCCUCGGAUCAAACCAUCUAUUCAGCGAAUAACAAAGAUCGCAACUUUGAUAAAAAUAAAUAAAACCCCCCGAGAUAAAACUAGACUUUUGUCAGAUCGGCGGUUUCGGUGCUGUCCUUGAUCUUGCGGACUCGGGUUUCUCAAACGAUUCACAACUCGUUGUUGGAAUUGAUGGGGUUGGAACGAAAAUCGAGAUUGCGACAGAACUCAAUAACUUCAAUCAAAUUGGAUAUGAUGUUGUUGGAAUGUGUGUGAAUGAUGUGAUUUGUCAUUGCGCAAAACCGUUGGCUUUUUUGGAUUAUUAUGUUUGUGGCGAAUUGAAUAGACAUCAGGCUACUGAAGUUUUGAAGAGUAUUUCGAGUGCUUGCAUCGAAGCGGGAUGCUCAUUAAUUGGUGGCGAAACUGCCGAAAUGCCUGGGGUUUAUGGAGCAGAUCAAUGGGAUUUAGCAGGGUGUGCGAUUGCCUGUCGUGAAAAAUCCUGGCCAGCAUUACCACUUUCCAAUGAGAUUAGAGAAGGUGAUUUGAUCCUAGGGAUACCAAGUAAUGGACUUCAUUCCAAUGGUUUUUCACUGGCUAGAAAAGUUCUGAAAGUUAACAAUAUUUCAUAUUCGGAUAAUGUUCCUUGGGAAGAGAAUGUAAAGUUUGGAGAAAUAUUACUUCGAGGAACACGAUUAUAUGUGAGUGAUAUAUUGGAGCAUUUGAAAAACGGAAUUGUGAAAGGAUGUGCACAUAUUACUGGUGGAGGACUCGUUGAAAAUGCUACAAGAGUAUUGAAAAAAUCUCAACAAGUAACAAUGGAGAUUGAUUUAUCCAGCUGGAAACUUCCAGAGCUUUUCAAUUUUUUGGCGACUUCAGGACCAGUUGAAACAUCUGAAAUGAUUCGAACUUUUAAUUGUGGAAUUGGAAUGGUAUUGGUUGUUGGUAGUGAACAUCUCGAAACGGUUUCGAAGAUUUCGGAUGUCAUGAAAAUUGGAAAAGUUACAAAUUGGAAAGGAGAACAAAUCAAGUUUAGAAAUAUGGAGAGUUUUGUGGAUCGAAGUGGAUUUUUUGUUGAGAAAAAAGAGGCUGGAAGAAAAGUUCGAGUUGCUGUUUUGAUUUCUGGAACUGGGUCGAAUAUGAGGAAGCUGAUUGAGAGAGCAGAGCAAACUGAUAGUAAUUGUGAGGUGGGUUGAAUUUUUUUUAGAAUCCAUCAGACAAAUGUCUCCCGUUUUCAGGUGGUACUAGUUGUAUCUAACAAACCAGACGCUCUUGGCCUUGAAAUUGCUAGAUCUUUCAACACCGCAACUCGAGUCAACCCUCACACAUCAGACAGAAUAUCUGGAGAUUUAAAACUUGUCAAAAUUCUUCAAGAUUUUGGCGUCGAACUCAUUUGCUUGGCAGGUUAUAUGAGAAUCUUGAGUGGAGAAUUUGUGAAACAUUUCCCAUCUCGAAUUAUAAAUAUACAUCCAUCACUUCUUCCCGCGUUCAAAGGAGCUCAUGCUUUACAAGAUGCUCUUGAAUUUGGUGUCAAGGUUGUUGGAUGCACUUCACAUUUUGUGGAUGUAGGUUGAAGUUUGAGAUUUUUUAAUUUUGUUUUUGAAACUUUUCAGGAACUUAUUGAUCAUGGCCCAAUUAUUUAUCAGAAAUCUAUUGAAGUUGAAGAAUCUGAUAACAUCGAGACAAUUCGCGCGAAAAUCCAGAAAGCUGAACAUAUAUUAUUCCCGAAUUCGAUGAUAGAAGUGGCCAAGAGAAUUUUGAAUAAGGAGAUUUGA